AUAACUUUCAUUUCCAACCCCUUUAUUUUCCAUUAAUUAACUAUCAUUCCAUUUCUAAUGGGUGAGAAAGACGAUACCAAGAAAGAAGCAGCAGGUGAUAAGAAGCCAGAGAAUGCGAAAAAGCCCGAUGCUGGUCCUAUAACCGUUGUUCUUAAAAUCGACAUUCAUUGUGACGGAUGUGCUAAAAAAAUCAAAAAAUCCAUCGACAAAUUUGAAGGUGUAGAAAGUGUUAAGGCAGAUACCGCCGGCAACAAAUUAACGGUGACUGGGAAAGUGGAUCCCACGCGCAUCAAGGAGCGAUUGGAGUACAAAACUAAAAAGAAGGUGGAUAUCAUUUCUCCACAGCCCAAAAAAGAAGGCGGUGGCGGUGGCGGUGAAGAGAAAAAAAAGGAUAACCCACCACCGGAGAAAAAGGGCGCCGAUGAGAAAAAGCCACCCAAAGAGGCACAAUCAAGUACGGUGGUUCUCAAGAUUCCCUUGCAUUGUGAUGGAUGUAUACACAAGAUUAAACGUCUCAUUUCAAAGAUAGAUGGAGUUGAAGCUGUGGUGCCGGAUAGUAGCAAGGAUUUGGUAAUGGUUAAAGGGACAAUGAAUGUGAAAGAACUUGUACCACACUUAAAAGAAAAAGUGAAAAGAAAGAUUGAUAUUGUCCCUCCUAAAAAAGAUGAUGAGAAAGGUGGUGAUAAGAAAGAUGACAAAAAAGAAAAGGCCGAGGGAGGCGACGAUAAGAAAGACAAGGCCGGGGAUGAUAAGAAAGAAAAAGCAGUUGGUGGUGGUGGCGGCGGUGGUGAUGUGAAGGCGCUUAGUGGAGGCGAAGAAAAAGGCAAAGGAAUCGAAGUUGUAAACAAGCUUGAGUAUCAAGGACACAUUCCAUACACGCAUACGAUGCAAAUGUACAAUAAUCAAAAUUAUUACAAUCAAAAUUAUCACAAUCAAGAUUAUGGCGUUUCGGCCUCUUCUAGCAAUGGAUAUGUAUACGAAGGUUAUAAUCAUGCAUAUCCCGUGGGAUACUCACAUUCACCUCCAUUGCCGCCGCCACCUAUGUAUCUUCACGACCCUCAUGGAUAUCAACCUGGUACGGGAAUGUUUAGUGACGAAAAUCCUAAUGCUUGUUCGGUUAUGUAAAUAAAAUUACUAUGAAUGUUUAAGAAAAAAAAAUGUAUAAAGAAGUAGACGGAUUGGUAUAAAAAAUGAGAUAGGUUGUGCUUAGGUUAUAUAAACCAACUAUAAACUGUCAGUUUGGUGACGGGUACGGUUUUGUAUUAUUAUUUGACCUUUUGUAAUUGAAAAGUAUGGUUAGAUUAUAGAUAAUUCAAUUUUGUGACCAAUAAUGUAACAUCAUCUCAAAAUAAUGAAUGAGAAAUGGUCCAUCGUAUUAAAUAAUAUA
Erigeron canadensis is the source of this 1387-nucleotide messenger RNA. RefSeq names its product heavy metal-associated isoprenylated plant protein 6-like. Gene Ontology annotation, molecular function: metal ion binding. The transcript is spliced from 5 exons. Lineage: Eukaryota; Viridiplantae; Streptophyta; Magnoliopsida; Asterales; Asteraceae. The record is from RefSeq and is a predicted model, not a curated record. The coding region runs from base 58 to 1125 and encodes 355 amino acids.